Achroia grisella is the source of this 998-nucleotide messenger RNA. Its product is annotated as tetraspanin-7-like. Gene Ontology annotation, cellular component: membrane. Bases 107 to 820 code for a protein of 237 amino acids. The transcript is spliced from 5 exons. The record is from RefSeq and is a predicted model, not a curated record. NCBI's taxonomy places the organism in Eukaryota, Metazoa, Arthropoda, Insecta, Lepidoptera, Pyralidae.
CUAUGCAUAGAGCACAAUCCAAAACAUCAAAAAUGAUUCUCGAUAAUUAAAUUAAAUCCGAAUGAAAAUCUGAACUAUAGAAUAACAAAAUAGUUUUCUAUUCACGAUGGGUAACCAAUUCAAGAACGUAGCUGUUAUAGCCUGUCUGAAGACAUUUUUGUUUGUUUUCAAUAUCGUGUUUUGGAUUACGGGUCUUCUCCUUCUAGCGGUGGGGCUCUGGGCGGAAUUUGACCUAUAUAAAUACAUGGAACUAUCUUCAGAAUUUUCCGGAACUGCACCGCAUGUGAUGAUUGGCAUCGCCAGUCUAAUUGUUCUUAUCAGCUCUAUUGCUUUUUCAUGCAUUAUCAAAGGACAACCUGUCUUACUUUACAUUUACGGUGGAUUACUAGCAUGCAUAUUCAUGAUGGAUGCAGGCGUCGGCGCCUCUGUGGCAUGCUAUCGAGACACAUUUGCGAAGGGUCUUUACGAUGGACUUACACAAACACUUAUUUCACAAAAUCCACAAAAAAACAACUUCGAUUUGGCACAGUCAACACUGCAUUGCUGCGGCGUAUCAAACUAUACGGAUUGGGUGAAGCUAUCACCACAGAGAGUGAUUCCAAUCUCCUGUUGUUUGGACCCAAACCACUGCAUCACGGCCAAUUAUAGCGACGUCUAUCAAAGGGGUUGCUAUGAAAUCAUAGUGGAGUAUUUGGAGAGUAACAUGGAUGUAUUAAUAGGUAUUGCAAUUGGAACUGCUUUACUACCCCUAAUUGGAGCAAUUCUAUCAUGCAGUCUAGCUAGUUAUGUUAAGAAAUCGAAAUAUGAUGUUAUGAAUUAACCAAUAAGUCAAUAACAGAUAUCUGUCCUGACUUUGUAUAUAUAUUCAUUUUAUAGUUAGAUUAAUUAUAAAGCCUAAUGACUUGAGUAUGUAUAACUCUCACACUUGCCAAUUUAUUCAAUUACAACUUAUGAAUUUCCUGAUACAAAUUCAUAUUCAUUGAAUGUGAUAUGAUGAA